Messenger RNA from Haliaeetus leucocephalus (bald eagle), 1927 nucleotides. RefSeq names its product spondin 2, extracellular matrix protein (gene SPON2). Bases 105 to 1097 code for a protein of 330 amino acids. Gene Ontology annotation, biological process: cell adhesion. The transcript is spliced from 6 exons. Lineage: Eukaryota; Metazoa; Chordata; Aves; Accipitriformes; Accipitridae. The record is from RefSeq and is a predicted model, not a curated record. Gene Ontology annotation, cellular component: extracellular matrix.
GCAUAAAUAGCAAGACUCCUACUGUCUUCUCUUGCAGACCAACUCAGCUGCCAGCAAAAGCAGGUGCUCUCCCCCUACCAGUGCUCCAGAGGAAAUAUUUAGGAAUGGAAAACCUGAUGUUUGUCUACUGCUCCUGUAAAGUUAUCUGGACAUUACUUGUAACAAUACUAGGUUAUGCCAGCAGCUUGCCUGUGGGUGAUGAUUCUAUUUGCACAGCAGAGGAACUUGCAAAGUACAGCAUAAUCUUCACAGGGAAAUGGAGUCAGACUGCUUUCCCUAAGCAGUAUCCACUUUAUAGGCCCCCAGCACAGUGGUCAUCAAUGCUAGGUGUUACUCAUAGUUCUGACUACAGCAUGUGGAAAAAAAAUGAAUAUGCCAGCAAUGGUGUACGUGAUUUUGCUGAAAAGGGUGAAGCAUGGGUAUUAAUGAAAGAAAUAGAAGAAGCUGGAGAGAAAAUUCAGAGUGUACAUGGAAUCUUCUCUGCUCCUGCCAUUUCCAGUGGUACAGGACAAACCUUCACUGAAUUAGAAGCACAUUCAAGACAUCCCUUAGUUUCAUUUGUUGUACGAAUUGUUCCAAGCCCUGACUGGUUUGUGGGUAUUGACAGCCUAAAUCUCUGUGAAGGAGAUCACUGGAUGGAAGAAGUAUCAGUAGAUCUAUUUCCUUAUGAUGCUGGAACUGAUAGUGGUUUCACGUUUUCCUCCCCAAACUUUGCCACUAUUCCACAGGACACAGUUACAGAGAUCACUUGUUCCUCUCCAAGUCACCCAGCAAACUCAUUUUAUUAUCCCAAACUCAAAAUUUUGCCACCUAUUGCUCAAGUAACAAUGGUGAAAUUAAAGAAAAACCAGCUGGGUCUUUCUGCACCUUAUUUUAAUCUUCCAGCUAAAAGCAAUGAAAUAAUAGACUCUGUCUCAGAAACACCACUGGACUGUGAGGUUUCACAAUGGUCUUCCUGGGGUCUCUGUAGAGGUCUUUGCAGAAAAACAGGGACCAAGAUCAGAACCCGUUUUGUACUUCUUCAGCCUGCCAAUAAUGGAAUGCCUUGUCCAAAUCUGGAUGAAGAAACAGGAUGUGAACCAGAGAAUUGUGUCUGAAAUAAAGAAAAGAUAAUAAUUUAGAUAAUUUAAAAAUAGGAUAAGUUUAACUAAAUCUAAACUACAUGUCAGUCAAUGUUCUUUAUAAUUUGGGUAUGCUGCACUAUUUUGCUGAAAAGGUAUAUUAGACUGGUUUUGAAAGUUGCUGUUUAAUAUCAAGAUUUUGGGGGGUUAAAUUCCUAAGGUUUAGUAUGACAACAGUACUUGAUCAUUUACAGACCAAAACCCACCAAAUAAAGCCUUGCUAUAAAUAUACUGUAAGUUCUUGGACUACCCUCUAGUGGCAGAAAAGAAGACAUUUGGAAAGAUUAUACUUCACCAAUGUAAAAAUCUUUCAGUGACAGAAUCUAAACUAAUAACGUUCUUAAAUACUGUAAUUUGUUUAUCUACAGCUAUUUAUACCUAGAAAUUAAUUUUUUCUCUAAAUUAUGUUUUUAUAAUUUAUUGGCAUUUUUGUCGUCUUUCUAAACAUGUUUAACAUACAUUUCUUCAGAAACUACUUACAUAAAUCGGAGUGACCAGAUGUUUGCAGUGUGGUUAAGACAAUAGUAUAACUGAGUAAACUUGUCUUGAGACUUAUGAAUACAUAAAAAUGUAUUUUUCUUUUCUCAAAAGUGAGGAGAAUAUCUGUCAUGAGGACACUCAGCCAACAAAAUUAUUAGAAAUAAUCAGAAGUGUGGAUAAUAGUAGAAAACCUCUGAACUUAAUUAAAAGUGUUAGCUGAGAUUUAAAAACUGACUGAUUGCUGGUAUGUGUCCCUCAUGAGAGAACUAUCUCGAAGUUAACAAUGUUGACCAUAACAUAAAUUAUAUCAUUGUCUUUAUAUAUGC